Gryllus bimaculatus (two-spotted cricket) is the source of this 711-nucleotide messenger RNA. The record is from the annotation of a GenBank genome assembly. NCBI's taxonomy places the organism in Eukaryota, Metazoa, Arthropoda, Insecta, Orthoptera, Gryllidae.
AAUAAAUCGUCCUCUAAGCAGUCGCACACUCACGAGUGAACGGCCCGCUGUCGAGAGUCAGUCGAUUGUCAGCCAGGAACCGAGCCGGGAGGCGCUACGGAAAGGAACUGCGCUGACUACAGCUCAGUUGGAGCAAGCCAGCGCACUAGAGACGGCAAAGCAGUGGAUUGUGUAGUUCCAAAUUUUAAGUUCAAUAAAAUUUUGUUUCUAUUAAAAGUGUUCAUGCUGUUGCCCGCCUUCCUAGAACAUAUCGCACUUCAACUUUAAACAAGGAUAAAAUACGAAAUGGGUGUCUAAAAGGAAGAUAAAAUAUGUUGCUCUCAACGUAAAAUUUUCAAAAUAAAACUUUAUUCCAUUUUUGAAAUGAGUGCAAAACUAAGGAGACUUCGGUCUCCUGAUAAAAGAAUAUCGUUCAGAAAAGCUGUACCAAAGGGAUAUGAACGUGAAAUGGAUUUCUUGGAACGAGAAAUUAAGAAUGUUAAGGGAGGAUUUGCUGAAGAAUUUCCUUUGCUGUGCGCCGAAGCUGGUGCUGCUGUUGUCCCGCAAGUAAUGGUAUUAGAUCCUGAAACAGGAAAACCAGUUCCCAUGCGUUGUGACUGCGUCACAAUUGAAGAAAAUGAGGAUAGAAAAUCUCUCAAAUCGCUCGGAGCCAAGUCUGGAGCGUCCGCUACAACUUCAGCUUCUGUCUCUUCCCCUUUUACUGCGAAUGAU